Molecule: messenger RNA, 2866 nt
Organism: Syzygium oleosum
Lineage: Eukaryota; Viridiplantae; Streptophyta; Magnoliopsida; Myrtales; Myrtaceae
Product: pentatricopeptide repeat-containing protein At1g56690, mitochondrial-like
Exons: 2
Coding region: 668-2377 (569 amino acids)
Biological process (GO): RNA modification
Molecular function (GO): zinc ion binding; RNA binding; protein binding
Source: RefSeq, a predicted model, not a curated record
UUCACGGUCCCACUUUCUGAACUCAUGCAGCGAUCUCCGGCACUUGCCCCCGCCUCACGGGUCUAGGACAAAUUGAUAGUGCGCGGAAGGUGUUCGACCAAAUGCUUCACAAGCCUGUUGCAUCAUGGAAUAGCAGGCCCCAUCAAUGAACUAUUUCGGAACGAUGCUCAGGUAAGAGGAAAAAACCACGCAUCAGCUGAAAGAGAGAGGAAAGAGGUUCCAACUUUUACGGUCUUGGAACUUCGUGUUGCAGAUUCAUGUGCGGACGAAGUUCGUAAUGGUCCCGCGGCGUGCUUUCUGUACUCAUGCAGCGAUCUCCGGCACUACCCACAUCGCCCGCCUCGCGCGUCUAGGACAAAUUGAUAAUGCGCGGAGGGUGUUCGACCAAAUGCUUCACAAGCCUGUUGCGUCAUGGAACGCGGUCAUUGCCGGGUAUUUCCAGAACAGCAGGCCCCAUGAAGCGCGGAUGCUGUUUGAUAGGAUGCCUGAGAGGAACACGGUCUCGUGGAAUGGGUUGGUUUCUGGUUACGUUAGGAAUGGGAUGAUCGAUGAAGCCAGAAAGGCAUUUGAUGUAAUGCCCGAGCGCAAUGUUGUCUCGUGGACGGCAAUGGUGAGGGGGUAUGUGCAGGACGGGAUGAUAUCCGCGGCAGAAUUGCUCUUUUAGCAAAUGCCUGAGAAGAAUGUUGUAUCGUGGACUGUGAUGUUGGGGGGCUUGAUUCAAGAUGGUAGGAUUGAUGAGGCCCGUCGGCUCUUUGAUAUGAUGCCUGUCAAGGAUGUCGUUGCUAGGACUAAUAUGAUUGGAGGGUACUGUCAGGGAGGACGACUCAAUGAAGCAAGGGAAAUUUUUGAUGAGAUGCCGCAUAGGAAUUUGAUCUGCUGGACGGCCAUGAUCACUGGGUAUGCGCAGAAUAAUCGGGUGGACAUUGCUAGGAAGCUUUUCGAAGUGAUGCCAGAAAAGAACGAGGUGUCCUGGACAGCAAUGCUGAUGGGCUAUACCCAGUGUGGGCGGAUAGAGGAGGCCUCAGAAAUUUUCGAUGCGAUGCCAAUGAAGUCAGUUGUUGCCUGUACUGCAAUGAUCCUUGGAUUUGGCCAGAGUGGGGAGGUAGUUAAAGCAAGGCGGGUAUUUGAUAUGACGAGAGAGAAGGAUGAUGGAACUUGGAGUGCAAUGAUCAAGGUUUAUGAGAGGAAAGGGUUAGAGUUGGAAGCAUUGGACUUGUUUGCUAUGAUGCAGAGAGAGGGGGUCAGACCAAGCUUUCCUUCCUUGAUUAGUAUCCUAUCUGUUUGUGCCAGCUUGGCAUGUCUUGAUCAAGGAAGACAGGUUCAUGCCCAGUUGAUAAGGUCCCACUUUGACUUUGAUGUGUAUGUUACCUCAGUUCUCAUCACAAUGUAUAUUAAGUGUGGAAACCUUGUAAGAGCAAAACUGGUGUUUGAUCGGUUUGGUGUUAAGGAUGUGGUCAUGUGGAAUUCUAUCAUUACAGGUUAUGCACAACAUGGUUUAGGAGAAGAGGCUUUGAGAGUAUUUCAAGGGAUGUGCUCUUCAAUGACUCCACCAGAUGAAGUUACCUUUGUGGGAGUUCUCUCAGCAUGUAGCUACACUGGGAAGGUAAAUGAAGGGCUAGAGAUUUUUGAUUCAAUGAAGAUCAAAUAUCUAGUGGAGCCGCAGACUGAACAUUAUGCUUGCUUGGUUGAUUUGCUUGGCCGGGCUGGCAGGUUAAAUGAGGCCAUGAAUCUAAUAAGGGGGAUGCCAGUGGAAGCUGAUGCUGUAGUUUGGGGUGCCUUGCUAGGUGCCUGCAGGACAUAUAUGAACUUGGAUUUGGCAGAAGUUGCAGCAAAGAAACUUUUAGAACUGGAGCCUGAGAAUGCUGGACCCUACAUCUUGUUAUCAAAUCUUUAUGCAUCAAAAGGUAAGUGGACUGAUGUUGCAGAUUUAAGGAGAAAAAUGAGGUCGAGGAGUGUAAGCAAGUCACCUGGCUGUAGCUGGAUUGAAGUAGAAAAGAAAGUACAUAUGUUUACUGGAGGCGACUCUAGGAGCCAUCCCGAACAUGUUGGUAUCUUGAGAAUGCUGGAGAAAUUGGGUGUGUUGUUGAGACAGGCGGGUUAUUCUCCAGAUGGUAGCUUUGUGCUUCAUGACAUUGAUGAGGAAGAAAAAGUGCAUAGCUUAAGAUAUCACAGUGAAAAACUUGCUGUAGCUUUUGGGCUUUUGAAGAUACCAGAAGGCAUGCCUAUCCGAGUAAUGAAGAAUCUUCGAGUUUGUGGUGACUGUCAUUCUGCAAUCAAAUUAAUUGCUAAAGUCACCGGAAGAGAGAUAAUCCUGCGGGAUGCUAACAGAUUUCACCAUUUCAAGGAUGGCUCCUGUUCCUGCAAGGACUAUUGGUGAUGACUCUUAAUGUUGAUGCUACUAGGAGAGAAUCAGACCCAAGCUAAAGUUUACUACGUAUCCUGGCUCAUUCAACUGAAGAUGAGAUAAGGCAAUCCAUCUUUGCUCUAAAAUUUGAGCAUGCUAGGUGCCAACUUCUAGUGACUUGAAAAAUUUGAAGAUGAAUUGGCUAGAUGCAAGGAUUGAUUGGAGAACUAUACUGGCCUCAACCAACAGAAGGAAAAAGGUGAACAGUCAUGGAAUCAAGGUCUCAUAUUGGGUGUCUAAGCUUUAAGCAAAUAAACUUUAUCGCCAGCAAAGGGUAUCCAAAUUGGGGAAGCUAGAGUUUGCACUGUCUGCUCCGGUUCUACUUUGGCAUGGCGGUUUUGCCCCAGAAACUAACAUGACACCUCCCACAUCUUUCUAGACUUUUUAAGUGUUACUACUCUCAUGUUGUUACUUGUUGAUGAACCGCCGCCGGGGUGUUGUGGAAGUAUCAGUUGCAACAAU